This is a messenger RNA of Medioppia subpectinata, 4194 nucleotides long. The record is from the annotation of a GenBank genome assembly. NCBI's taxonomy places the organism in Eukaryota, Metazoa, Arthropoda, Arachnida, Sarcoptiformes, Oppiidae.
AUGGAACUGAUUUGCGACACGUCUUCGGAAACGCAGUCUCCGCUGUGUUACGGAUCGACGCGCGCAGACAAUAGCGGCGCCGACGCGAAGACAUGCGAACUCGUCCCAAAGUUCGAGGUUUCGGUGAUUAAAGACGCGGAGGAAAUGACGGACGCGUCGGAAGUGGCGCCCAAUGAGCAGCAAAUGUCGCCUUUCAUCCUCGCGGUCUUGCGCUACAAAGACAAGUCGCUUCUGCUCCUAGCCGCGCACAGCAGCCUGUUGUCGCGGUUGGCCAACUAUGACGACGCCAUUCAGCCGCCGGUCGACGCCUCGGCCAAGACGGCCAGCGCGCAGCCCAAGGCCAACCUCGGCGUCCUCACGGGAGUGUACUUGCCGUGCAUUCAGAACAUCUUCGGCGUCAUCAUCUUUAUCCGCAUGACGUGGAUGACGGGAACGGCCGGCAUUCCCGCCUUCUUCGCCAUCGUGCUCCUCUGCUGCUCAGUCACCUUCUGCACGGCCAUCUCGCUGUCGGCGAUCGCGACGAACGGGAUCGUGCCGGCGGGCGGCUCCUACUUCAUGAUCUCGCGCUCGCUCGGGCCCGAGUUCGGCGGCGCCGUCGGAGUGCUCUUCUUCCUGGGCACGAGCGUGGCCGGAGCCAUGUACAUCGCGGGCGCCGUCGAGAUCCUGCUCAACUACUUGUGUCCGCAGAUCGCGCUGUUCGGCGACUUCGAGACCAACAAAGACAUCCUCUACCACAACAUCCGCAUCUACGGCACUUUAUUCCUCCUCGUCAUCGGCUUCAUGAUCGCGCUGUUCGGCGACUUCGAGACCAACAAAGACAUCCUCUACCACAACAUCCGCAUCUACGGCACUUUAUUCCUCCUCGUCAUCGGCUUCAUGGUCUUCAUCGGCGUGCGCUUCGUGUCCAAGUUCGCGCCUAUCGCAUUGUUGUGCGUGCUCAUCUCCAUCGCGUCCAUCUAUCUGGGCAUCUUCGUCAACUACGCCGGCAUUCCCGACUACAAAAUCUGCGUUCUCGGCGAGCGCGUGCUGUCCGACAAACAGGGCGUCAACUGCACGCGCGAAUCCCUGCGCGCGCUCUUCUGCAACCACACGCACUGCGACCCCUACUUCGACGCGAACGAAGUGAAGCACGAGCUCGCCAUCCCGGGCCUCGCGUCGGGCGUCUUCUGGGACAACCUCGUGCCGAAGUUCCGCGAGAAGGAUGCGCUGGUGUCGCGCGAGACGCCGUCGCCCUCUGUCGGCGACCAGAAGGACUUUCUCUCGAAACUGAAUUACAUUUUUGUCGACAUUUCCACUUCUUUCACAGUUCUGGUCGCCAUUUACUUCCCGAGCUGCACCGGCAUCCUCGCCGGCUCCAACCGCUCGGGCGACCUGGCCGACGCGCAGAAGGCCAUCCCCCUCGGCACGCUCGGCGCCCAACUGACCACCAGCUUCGUCUACCUGUCGGUCAUUCUGCUGUUCGGCGCUUCUUACAACCCGCUCUUCAUUCGCGACAAGUUCGGCGAAUCGCUCGGCAAGGAGUUGGCCGUGACGCUGAUCUCGUGGCCGCACCCGAUGCUCAUCCUCGCGGGCGCUCUGCUCUCGACGUUCGGGGCGGCGCUUCAGUCGCUGAUUGGCGCGCCGCGACUCUUGCAGGCCAUCGCGAAGGACGGCAUCAUUCCGUUCCUGGACAAGGUCGAUUACGUCAACAAGCGCGGCGAACCCGUCAAGGCCAUCUGCGUGUCCCUCGUCAUCGCCGAGUGCGCCAUCUGUGAGUGCACUCCCAAACUGACCCGCGCUGACCACUGUCUCCCUCUAGUGAUCGGGAACCUGGACUUCAUCGCGCCGAUCCUCACCAUGUUCUUUCUCAUGUGUUACAUGUUUCUGAACCUCGCGUGCACCGUGCAGUCGCUCCUGCGCUCCCCCUCGUGGCGCCCGCGCUUCCGCUACUUCCACUGGUCAAUCUCUCUGGUGGGCAUCUUUCUCUGCUUAUUAGUGAUGCUGCUGUCCUCCUGGGUGUACACGCUGUGCGCGAUGGCGUUGGCCGCCUUCAUCUACAAGUACAUCGAGUACAGGGGCGCCGAGAAGGAGUGGGGCGACGGCAUCCGCGGUCUCGCGCUGUCGGCCGCGCGCUUCUCUUUGCUCCGUUUGGAGGAGGGGCCGCCGCACACCAAGAACUGGCGCCCGCAACUCCUGUGUCUCGUGAAGCUCAACGGCGACUCUCUGGACGUGAAGUCGCCGAAACUGCUGACCAUCGCGUCGCAGCUCAAAGCGGGCAAAGGCCUCACUCUCGUGUCCUCCGUUCUGGAGGGACACUUCGAGACGGACGCGGGUUUGGCGCAAACCGCGCGCCAAUCGCUGCGCCACCACAUGGACAGAGAGCGCGUGAAGGGCUUCGCGGAAGUGGUGGUGUCGCGUGACGUCACGGCGGGACUCUCGCAUUGCGUGCAGACGGCGGGAUUGGGCGGCCUGAAGCACAACACCGUGAUGGUCGCCUGGCCGCACAAGUGGCGCCACUCCACGUCGCGCGACAAACACAACCGCUUCCUCCACCUGGUGCGCUCCGUGACGGCGGCCAACGCGGCGCUCGUGGUGGCCAAAGGGCUGCAGCAGUGGCCGGAGAACAACGACCGCCUCGGCGGCAACAUCGACAUCUGGUGGAUCGUGCACGACGGCGGACUGCUCAUCCUGCUGGCGUACGUGCUGUCGCAACACCGCACGUGGCGCUCGUGCGCGCUGCGCGUGUUCACGGUGGCGCAGCUGGAGGACAACUCGGUGCAGAUGAAGAAGGACCUGGAGAAGUUCCUCUACCACCUGCGCAUCGAGGCCACCGUCGAGGUCAUCGAGAUGUCCGACUCGGACGUGUCGGCGUACACCUACGAGCGCACGAUCCUGAUGGAGCAGAGGACGCAAGUUCUGCAGACGAUCGCCGGCAACGAGUUGCAAACCAUCGCCUCGCAGAACGACCUCAAGCCCGACGAGCUCAACGUCCGCCGCAUGCACACGGCGGUGCGGCUGAACGAGCACAUCCUGCAGAAGAGCCACUCGUCCAAGUUGGUGAUCGUGAACAUGCCGGGAAUCGCGCGCAAGAUGACUUCCGGCUCAGAGACCAACUUCAUGGAGUUCGUGGAAGUGCUGACCGAAGGGCUGGAGCGCGUGUUGUUGGCGCGCGGCUCCGGACGCGAAGUCAUCACUAUUUUUAUUUUCAUCACUUUUUGCUCCAUUUAUUGGUCAUCUUUUGCCGACGACGUAUGCAGUGGUCAGCGCGCGGGUCAGUGCGGCGAACGCUUCCACUCGCAGCGAACGCCGCAACUCCGCAGUGGAGGAGGAAUGGUCUUUCGUCUUCGCAACAGUUCUUCGGCCAACGCGUCUCCUCUCCACCAGAGAGGACACGCAUUCCGCCCGUCAGACCAUCUGUUGGACGGAGAGUCGCUUCUCGAGAGCCGUUCCGACUCGUCGUCGUCUUCGCGGCCGAUGGCUGUCACCAACACUAACCGAUACCGCGAACGCGGACGCAGACGUCACAGACAACAGACGUCGACGACGACAACCUCGACGACGACGACGACGACCACAACGGCGUCGCCCGAAGACUAUUACGAAUACGACGACUAUUACGACGACGAAUACGUCGACGACUACCACUUGACGACAUCGACGACCACUACGACGACAACUCUGGCGCCGAAGCGACGACGCGGCAGAAGACGCUUCCGACGACCGCCGCAGACGACGCCUCCGACCACAACGACCACAACCACGACUCUGUCGCCGAACUACAAGCCGCGCGCCGACGGCCGAGUGAUCGACUACUCGGCGGACCCGAACUUCCCGUACGAGCUGAAGAGCGCGGAUCUCACGGAAUACCCGUUCUUCGUGUCGAUCCCGGAGUCGAAGUUCGACUGCACCGGUCGUCACGACGGCUACUACGCGGACAUCGCGCUGCGCUGCCAAGUGUACCACCACUGCGCCAGUGGUCAUCAGCGCUACGACUUCCUGUGCCCCAACUUCACGCUCUUCGACCAGACGACCUUCACGUGUCGUUUCGUCAAUACAGUCGACUGCUUGUCGUCCGAAACGCAUUACAAGCGCAACGACGAGCUGUACGUCGAGUCGACGACCGCUGCGCCGCCUGUCGGACAAAACUUGACUCAAUUCUCACGAAAUUAAUCUCUUUAUUAGACUUAAUGUAAAUAAUAAUAGAAUUAAAUCAAA